Messenger RNA from Cyphellophora europaea CBS 101466, 1812 nucleotides. RefSeq lists its product as uncharacterized. NCBI's taxonomy places the organism in Eukaryota, Fungi, Ascomycota, Eurotiomycetes, Chaetothyriales, Cyphellophoraceae. The transcript has a single exon. The record is from RefSeq and is a predicted model, not a curated record. Bases 1 to 1812 code for a protein of 603 amino acids.
AUGAACCGCAACGAAUUGGCCGAGUUGCUGGCUUCUACCCACGGACACCUGUCAAAGCGCCAGACACGAGAGCCCCGACAACAUUCCACAGCAACUUCGAAUGCUCUCACGGCCGAUUUAUCCCCUCGUCAGCUCUUCCAAUCAGGAAUCCGAACAUUAAGUCAUGAUGGGCUUCCGGUCCCAAGUCCCCCGCUGUCACCCCAUCGCCGCGCUGAAUUGCAGCGUCUAUCGAGCUUGCGAGUCCACGUAACAUCUCCUACGAGCCAUGUGCACCAGCAGAGUCCUGGCGCAUGCCGCUUACCAGACGCAAGAUUCGGCUAUACUACGCAAGAGCCUGACUUCGUUGCCGAGGAACGAGCAGCAUGGGUCGGCGUCCCAAGAGAAGGAACUACAAGCGAUAACCGUCCAGUAUUGGACAGCGUUAGCGAGGAGCGACUCUCAACCGAUAGCUCCCAGUCAUCAGACCAGUCUACGCAUCUGCAGCCGUUCGGUCCUUCCCAUGGAAUCUCGGACGCCAGUGACCGGCCCCGGACGAGUCGAGGCACUUCCAUGCCUGGCACAUUUCCCCAUCAUGACGCCGAACCCAAAGGUCACGAGAUUGUUGGACGAAAGUCGAAGUUCCUUGAGGGUAGCAUGAAUGAGAAAUCUGUCGGACUUUCAUCGACAUGGCUUGACCACGGUGCAGGACUAAGUACUGACAGCACUACCGCUGAUGUCGAUGAUGACGACAACGAGUCCACGCCUCGCGCAGGUCGAGUGUCUGUUGACUCGCUCAACUCUACCGACGUUGCAGACUUUACACCGCUUACAAUAACCCCGGCGACCAUCAAACAGAGACUGUCCAGAUUUGCAAGCAACUUCAAGUCUAGUGAGAGUGAGGACGUGACGAGAGAGUCGGAGGUCAAACCGAAGCGGCUCCAAAAGAAGGGCUUAAGAAAAAGCAUUUCUUUCUGGAACUUUGGUAACAUUGGUGGAAAAGUCAAGUUCUUCGGUGCCACUGCCAGCGACUCGUCCGAUAGUCAUGGCCAUUCUUCCAAGAGCAGCGAUGGUGAAAAGCUGGAUGUGCUUGGCGAACGCAAGCGCAAAGCCGAAAAGAUCUAUGCCGAGCAGUUCGGGACCAAGAAGCAGAAAGGGAAUGAUGGAUUAUCAGUUGAACAGGGAGAACCUGCGCAUAGCUUACCGCCUCGAACGCUUAAGAAGCGGAGUGUGUCUGCACAGCGCAGCCCAGCUGCCCGCCGGCGCCGUGAGGUGUCCAGCUCCACUGUUACUUCCCUGCAGGAAUAUGCUAAUGUGCGUGGACCGGCAAGCCUUGACCUGCGCAAGCGGCCUAGCAGGCGCGAACUCGAGAAGGAGAACCAGCAACUGCGAGCGUUGCUCCGUGAACAGCAAGCACAAUCUCGGGGUCACCUGCAACUAUCGGCGUCUCGCUCAUCACUGCACCUGCCACUGGAAGAAAGCGAUGUCGAGACCGUAGAGAGUGCAAUCACAUCCACUCCUUCCAACGACGGCAGGCAGAAAAAGACACAAAAGCAGCGAGGGCGGUCUGGCAUACCUCCGGUGCCCCCACUACCGAGUCGGGCGGUGCUAGAAUCACUAGGCAACAAAGUGCUGGAUGCUCAAGAGGCGCCGGGAACAGGGACAAGUGCUUCGACGUUUCGACAGGAUGCUGGAACAACCAAGCGAGUCACUAGAUCGGCCAAGCUCGGAAUGACUGCAGAUGUGGGAGGCGAGAACAUCAACACGGUCGCUACUAGUACCGGGACAGUCAAGCCACGACGAGAGGAGUGGGAAUGGCCAGAGGAUGUUUUCUGA